Chanos chanos (milkfish) is the source of this 1416-nucleotide messenger RNA. Its product is annotated as tripartite motif-containing protein 35-like. The record is from RefSeq and is a predicted model, not a curated record. NCBI's taxonomy places the organism in Eukaryota, Metazoa, Chordata, Actinopteri, Gonorynchiformes, Chanidae. Gene Ontology annotation, molecular function: zinc ion binding; protein binding. The transcript is spliced from 6 exons. Bases 4 to 1416 code for a protein of 470 amino acids.
GAAAUGGCCACAAAACGUCCUUUCUCAGAAGAGGACUUCUCUUGUUCCGUGUGCUGUGAUAUCUUCAAGGAUCCGGUCCUCCUGCUAUGUGGUCACAGCUUCUGUAAAGCCUGUUUGCAACAGUUUUGGAGGACCAGGACGUCUCAGGUUUGCCCACUCUGCGGGAAAAGGUCCUCCAAGAAUCCCCCUAUUAAUUUGGCUUUAAAGAACCUGUGUGAGGCUUAUUUGCAGGAGAGAAGUCAGGGAACUUCCGCGAGGUCUGAGGGGCUCUGCAGUCUGCAUCGCGAAAAACUUAAACUCUUCUGUCUGGAGGAUAAACAGCCUGUGUGCGUGGUGUGUCAGUCAUCUAAAAAACAUAAAAAUCACAACUGCAGCCCCAUAGAUGAAGCUGCGCGAGACCAUAAGACGGAACUCAAGACUGCACUCAAGUCUUUACGUCAGAAGCUGGGAAUCUACGAGGAGGUUAAAUUAACAUGCGACAAAACAGCAGAAUACAUAAAGAUUCAGGCCCAACACACCGAAACGGAGAUCAUGAAGGAGUUUGAGAGGCUUCGUCGGUUUUUACAAGACGAAGAGGCGGCCAGGAUAACCGCCCUGAGGGAGGAAGAGGAGCAGAAGAGUCAGAUAAUGAAGGAGAAAAUUGAGGACAUGACUGAUAAAAUAUCAUUCCUUUCAGAGAGGAUCAGAGCCAUAGAUGAGGAGAUUAAAGCCGACGACAUCUCUUUCUUAACGAACUUGAAGACCACGAUGAAGAGAGCACAGUGCACACUGCAGGAUCCAGAGAUGCCUUCAGGAGCACUGAUCAAUGUGGCAAAGCAUUUGGACAACCUGAAGUUCAGAGUCUGGGAGAAGAUGCAGGAGAUUGUUCAAUACUCACCCGUGACCCUGGACCCCAACUCCGCUCACUCUCGACUUAUUCUGUCUGAGGACCUGACGAGCGUGGUAAACACCAACGAGAGACGGCAGCUUCCCAACAACCCCGAGAGAUUUGACAGAUAUUCAUGUGUGCUGGGCUCCGAGGGCUUUAACUCAGGGACGCACUGUUGGGAUGUUGACGUCGAGGGCUGCACGUAUUGGAUCGUUGGCGUGAUGAGGGAAUCUGCCGAGAGGAAGGGAACGUCAUUCUGGACCGGAGUGUGGUGUAUGCAGUAUUACAACAGGGAGUAUGAAACGUACUCACCCGAACAAACGUGGAUUGUCCUCAAAGCGAAGGAGAGACUGAAGAGAAUCAGAGUGCAGGUGGACUGGAUCGCGAACACGGUCUCGUUCUACGACCUCGUCAGCAACGCGUGUCUACAAACCUUGCCGCACAGGUUUACGGAGAGAGUCUUCCCGUUCUUCAGUAACUCUUGCAGAGACUCUCCUCUGAGGAUCUUACCGGUGAAGUCUUUUGUGACAGUGGCGCGACACAGUUAG